Chara braunii is the source of this 2329-nucleotide messenger RNA. The record is from the annotation of a GenBank genome assembly. Lineage: Eukaryota; Viridiplantae; Streptophyta; Charophyceae; Charales; Characeae.
CGGAAGAAGACGGGAGUUUAGUGACCCACAGUCGUGCGAAUGUCAUUCCGUGGAUCUUGCCUUGGUAAGAAACCAGAGACCGAGAAAGCGAGACAGGACCGUCAUAGCUCUCACUUCAUCAGGCAGCAGAUGGCGGGUUCCCAAUGCUAUAGUCAAUGCAGCAAAGGGGUUCAGUAUGGGAAACCUUGUCUUGAAAGGCUCUUGUUUGUGAUAAUUCUUGUGGUUGCCAAUCUCAAAGCUUCUGAAGCAAAUGCAUCACUUUUCCUGCCACCUGAUCGAAUUUUGCAAGUUGGAAAAGAUGUGACCACACACGAGAAUGGACAUCAUGAUCGACAAGGAGUGGUUUCAUGGGUUCAUCGGCCUGAGUUGAGAGAGGGUCGCCGAAUGGAGUUGGCUGAAGUAUAUGACAAACUGUCCAGUGAUGACAACGGUGAAGGACGGAUGGUAGACUCCGGGCAUGCUGCAUCCCAUCUGUUCAGAGAGGGUACGAAGCACAGAGAACUAAGAACACACGCAAGUUAUCGCAGACCCACUCGUCCUCUCCGAACCUUGGCUUCGCUUGACCCUCCAAACUCAAGCUCAACACUUACUGCUCGGGGGAUGACGAAGCUUGCGGUCAGUAUGGUGCAGGCUAUCAACAGUAAAACAAAUUUCAGUGCAAAUGGAAGUACAAAUGUGGUGUUUUCUCCUCUUAGCGUGUUUACAGUGCUAGCUAUGUUGAGCGGGGGUGUGGACGGCAACACACUGUCGCAGCUUUUGACAGCAUUGAAUGCAUCCGAUGUUUAUCAGCUGAGUGAUGCUGUGGGACGCAUGCUGUUGCAGGCUGCCAAUGAUAGCAAUGCAAGCCAAGGUAAAGGGGGCCAGAGAACAAUGCUGUUUGAGUUAGCGAACAAUCUGUGGGUUCAGAACAGAUUCCCUCUCACUGACCGCUUCGUCAACCUUACAAAUUCAACGUACCAUGCGGUUCCGCAGGUCGUCGACUUCUCUGUCGAUGCAGAGGCCAUUCGUCAGACGAUCAAUGCUUGGGUUUCAAACGUCACACAUGGUAAGAUUUUAGACCUUCUCCCUGUUGGUUCCUUGAGUAGCUUGACACGAGUGGUACUUGCAAAUGCUCUCUAUUUUAAAGCUGUGUGGGCCGACAAGUUCAACCAAUCAUUGACGGAGCCCGGGCCGUUCAUGCUAUCCAGUCAAACUUCGGUUGAUGUCCCAAUGAUGAAGAUGAAGGACCUGCAUGGGUCGGUGCACAGCAUGUGCAACAAAGAGGGAUCGGCAGGGACCUUCUCUGUGCUGCGGCUACCAUAUAGAGUGGGGACGGAGAACGAACUUCAAGGAGUGGGUAUGUCAGGGUGGGACAUGUAUAUAUUCCUCCCGGAGAGAGUCGAUGGCCUCGCUGACCUCGUAGCGGAGCUCACUCCUGAGCAGUUGAGCACGUGUCUUUCAAUUAGCUCAAGCCUAGACAGUGAGGUCUGGAUUUCCGAGCUGAGGAUGCCACGAUUCCGUCUGACGUCAGAUGCUUUGCUUCUAAGUGAUACCUUUAAGUCAAUGGGGAUUGUGGAUGCAUUUGACCCAUUGUCUGCAAACUUUGCAGCGAUGACGAAUUCCACGGAAUCACUAUUUGUGUCAGAAGUAUACCACAAAGCUUACGUGGAAGUCAACGAGGAGGGGUCAGAGGCAGCAGCUGCAACGAGUAUAAUUGUGAGCACCUUAGCCGCAGGUCCUCCGGUCAUCUCUGUUUCAUUCAUUGUUGAUCAUCCAUUUUUGUUCAUCAUUCAAGACCCUUUAGGAAACAUCAUCAUCAUGGGACAGGUUCAGAACCCAAGCCUGUAGAAAGGCUUGGCGAAGUGGGCGUUUGAGCUUAUUGGGAAUGUGCCGAUCUGGAUUGUGGACGCGCUUGACCCAAUCGCGAUAAACGUUAUGCCCAUCGUGGAAUCCCACCACCACCACCGAAUACCUGUUUGCGUCGCUGUUGUACCACAAAGCUUAAUACGUGGAAGCGACUUCCACUGUUGCACCAGUUGUGGCCACUGGUAUGCUUGGUUGGAACGGUACCAUCUCUUUAAACUCAUUGCGGGUCAUCCAUUCCUGUACCUCGUUCAAGAUGGGAUUUCUGCAGCAUUGGCUAGGAGAUCGGCCGCACAUGGCCACACAGAUUAGCUCGCAUUGGAAGUGGGCUCAUGCUAGAGAGGAAAUGUAUAGCUCGGGCCCAGGUGGCAUUAUGACUUAAUAUCUUUUUGGUAUGAGAGCAAGGAGAGGACUCACUGCAGUAUACGUGAGUGAUGGCCACAUUCUUUUGUCUUUUCUUUCUUUUUAAUGAAAACAGGUCCCCAAG